Molecule: messenger RNA, 1638 nt
Organism: Bolinopsis microptera
Lineage: Eukaryota; Metazoa; Ctenophora; Tentaculata; Lobata; Bolinopsidae
Product: osteopetrosis-associated transmembrane protein 1-like
Exons: 4
Coding region: 81-743 (220 amino acids)
Cellular component (GO): cytosol
Source: RefSeq, a predicted model, not a curated record
AUUACUUUUUCAGGAUAUGUUUAUAUAGUUACAUGUCAUUGGAAAACACUGAUGUAGAUUUUAAUUUCAAAUCUUGACUGAUGUGGUAUUUUCUAUGUGUGUUCCUUCUUUGCCCCACAGUUGUUUUCACUGGUACCAAGUUGGAAGCAGAAUGCAGUAAACUGCAGCUUCAAUUUGCCACAGCCUCCUCUGACUUCACAACAUGCCUUGGGAAGAACACCAAACCAGUCCGCAUUUGUGUCACUUGUUUUCAAGAUUAUCAGACUCUGAACAGCUCGUUCUACAACAUAACAACCAGCACCAACUGCUCCGACGUACUGCUAGAGUCUGACAAUGCCAUGGUAAUACGCCGACUGUGGGACUCCUAUCACAACAUGUGGACAAGCGCGCUCUGCAGCACUUGCUCUGGUCUCACGGAAAACAGAACACAUGAGUUCAGAAACAGGACGGACGAUGUUAUACAGUGUUUUGAUGAACACCAGACGACUCACAAUGUAGACCUUAUCUGUAUCGAGUGUAACAAGCGAUACGAUGCCCUGUUAAACCUCUUUAAGGACCUCCAGGGAGCCGGGUUUGCGUGUGCGGACCUAGCAGAUUCGAUGAACAGCACAGCUCAAACGUGGAGUGUCAAAUUUGGGUGUGGUCAUCCUCCUGUCGAGUUCGUACCGGUUCUAGCUAUGACUAUUGGGGUCUCUCUCGUUCCUAUUAUUUUCUAUUCUCUUAUCUGGAAAUUAACAGAUUAACAUCACGACACGUGACAUCAUCACGACUCUUGACGAGAGGGUCUUCUGCUUUCUACUUCAUAGACGGGAACUGGGGUUUCCUUAUCUUUCUCUUCAUGUUUCAGGUUUUAUUUUCUUCGAUAUAAUGUUUAAGUUAUUUUUGUUUUACGUUAUCAGAUUACAUGCUAAAUUUAAAAUUUUACGUUUACCACGUCCGUGUUUUUCUUGAACUGGAUUAAGCAGGAAUAAUUUUAACCGAGAAAAUUGUUUUUAAAGUUUCAAGGCUCUGGCACUGAGAAGUGCUUAUUUGUUUUGCACAAAGACUGAUUUUAUAACUAACAUAGUAAGUUAUAUCUUUAUGCUUUGAUCACAAAGGACAACUCAAUUUAUGAGAUUUUUAUUACUCAAAAGAAAGGCUCAGCUCUAUUUUUAUAACUAUUAUUGAAAUUUGAUAUGCUUUGAAAAUAAUCCAGCCCAUCACGAAAUAUUGUCACAACUCAGAGAAUUCUUAGAAUUUUAAAAUUUUAUUUGUUAAUCGCAACUUCUGGUUAACAGUUAAUAAAUGAGGUUAUCCGAUUAAGCAAAAGUAAUUAAGUAAAUUAUAAGCUGCCGAAUAACACCACGAAUAAUAACGAAGUUGUUCGUGACAAUUCAGUCACUGCAAACUAGUUCGACGGUUGCGCUUGUGGUUCAAGAUUUUAAGAUUAUUUGUAUUUUGAUUGAGUUAAUAGUGGAUUACGUUUGUAAUAAAUUAAGAUUUUUAUUAUCGAUGCAAUUUAAAACAUUGAGCUGGACUCGAUUGCUUGAACUUGAAAUUUAUAUCACUUUUCGUCAACCACUAUUCAAUUUACAUGGAUGAUAAUAUCUUGAUGUACAAAUGUAAUGUUUUAUUAAUUUUGUUUUGCUCCGAUACCUA